Arabis nemorensis is the source of this 1242-nucleotide messenger RNA. NCBI's taxonomy places the organism in Eukaryota, Viridiplantae, Streptophyta, Magnoliopsida, Brassicales, Brassicaceae. The record is from the annotation of a GenBank genome assembly.
AUGGAUAAGCCUCUGCUUUCAGAGAAAACGAAGGAUUCCGAGAGAUGGGAUUUGUACCAGUACCUACAGAGAAAUAGCUCUUCUGCUCGUAACGCUUUCGCCGGAACUGGCGUUACCGUCGAGGAAAUCCGUUCUGCUUCCGCUGUUUCUGAUCCACCGUCUCUUUACCCUCCUGUCUUAACGUCCCCUGUUUCGUUGCCCACUCCUCAAGCUAUUGGUUAUCCGAGUGCAUCUGCAGCAAGUCAUGAAUUGCAAAGGCAGAUUCUUGAUGAGAUUGAAAUAAGAGAGCUGCUUAUUGAUCAUAUUGGACAUCGUUGCUGUUGGGGAAGUCGUCCUGCUCGUACGUGGAAGAUUCAUUCUGUCGAAGACUGCAAUGUUUACGCCGGAACUCUUGACACUUUCAUUGAGGAAAGAGAAGCUUUGACACAGACUGUGCCUUUCAAUGGCGGAAGUUUCAAUGGAAAGAAACAUGGAUCUGAACCGGAGUUAUGGCAAUUGGAUCUGAGAUCUCAGUUUCCUACUCUGUUUGUUCCCUAUAAAGAAACUCAAGUCCCGGUUCCUAACUCUGAGACUGUUGAGAAGUGCACGGAUUGUACAGGAAGAGGAGAAGUAGUAUGUCCAACGUGCAAUGCCGAUGGAGAACCCGGGUUUUAUAAGGAGAAUCAGAUGAUGAAGUGCUCUGCUUGCUACGGGAGAGGUUUGCUUGCCCAUAAGGAUGGAUCUGACACAAUCUGCGCAGGUUGUAACGGUAAGGGAAAGCUUCCUUGCCCAAAUUGCCAAUCUCGCGGGUUAAUCAAAUGUCAGACUUGUCACGGUACUGGUUCUCUUCUGACAAGCAGUACCGCAGUUGUAAGAUGGAAGACUCUGUCGAAGCGAAAGGUGAGUGCAACGAGAGGAGCUGGUUCAGUACCAGAAGAAGUAUUUCACAGAGCAGAAGGAGUGCAGCUUUGCAACACACAAGCUUACCAGUGCACACCGGCUUACUUUGCAGACUCAUAUUUCCUCAACAAAUUCUCCUCAGAAGUUAUCUCGUUGAGAGCUGAGGUUCCACCAACAGCGAAUGUGGUCUGCGAAAGACACACUAUAUCUGUUGUGCCUGUUACACGCGUCACCAUGGAAGAACGUGGGAAAGCAUUCAGCUUUUACAUAAUCGGUUUCGGUAAAGAGAUAUACUUGAAAGAUUACUACCCAGCAAGGUUCUGCUGGGGUUUGUGUCCUUGUCUUGAGUGGUUAAAGGUUUGA